Desarmillaria tabescens is the source of this 1891-nucleotide messenger RNA. RefSeq lists its product as uncharacterized. Lineage: Eukaryota; Fungi; Basidiomycota; Agaricomycetes; Agaricales; Physalacriaceae. The record is from RefSeq and is a predicted model, not a curated record. Bases 463 to 1776 code for a protein of 437 amino acids. The transcript has 2 exons.
ACCCAAUAUGUGCAAAAAAAAAUCGACUUAAACAAACAGGGAGAAUCUGAGUGCUGUUGAAGUGGUGGUUAGCGUGUUGGUGUUGGUUUGUUGUGCUAAGUAGGCCCGGGCACUGAAAUUUUCGGGCCUACCGGUCCGAAAUCGCCGGACUGUGUCUUACUCAGACAAUCACCGUCGCAUUUAUUGACCUCGUCAAUGCCUUCCCCUCUACAGAUCAGUCCACACUAUGGUCCAAAGUUUCUUACCUUGGAGCUGGUGGCUCUAUGGUAGAUUGGUUACGUAUGAUGUAUCGCAAGAUGUCAUGUCGUAAAACUAGGUCCUCACCAUUCCGAUGCUUUCCAGUCCAUGGUCGGAAUUUAGCCGGAGACAGUUCAUCUCCUGGUUUAUGGAACGUCUACUUUUCUGACUUCUUUGUGUCACCUCACAGGGACGACAUAUCACUCGGAGGCCGGUCCAUCUCCCAUGUGGAGCAGGCGGAUGUUCUCAACAUCCCCAGAUGGAUUGCAAGCGAAAUUGGACUCCUUGUAUGACUGGUGUCGGAAAAACUCAAUUACGAUAUCUCACGAGAAAACUAAAAUUUGGAUUGCGGGUCCACUCCCUUCUGUUCUCCCGGUGUUCACUGUCGGCGCCCAUGCUCUCUCCUGUGUCUCCAAGCAUAAAUAUGUCGGUGUAACGUUGUCAUCAACGGAUAGGUCUAUAUUCAAAGAACACUAUUAUAUCAAAGCUUCCAAGGCGCGGAAGUCGAUGAAUGCAUCGUUUGGUGCGGAGAAUUUUGUUGGGACUGUCCCCCCGAAAGAGGGAAUCUCUGUCUACAUGGCGACCGUCGACCCUCACCUGAUGUCUGCCUGCGAUGUGUCCAUCGAUGUUGAUAACCCGUCAUUGGCCGAACUGGAAAGAGUUCAGAAGACAUUCAUUCGUCGCUUGCUCGGCGUUGCUAAGCGCUCUCCAGUGGCGAUGCUGUUCUUGGAGAUGGGGAUGUGGCCUGUCAAGUACCGCAGACUGAUGCUUGCCCUUCGUUAUUGGCAGUACGCCCUCUCCCUCCCGAAUGACCAUUCUCUGUCAUAUGCAGUGAGGGAUGCAGUGGACUUGGCGAUUAAUGCAAAACCUUCGUGGAUCUCUGAUCUCGUCAAGGCGCUCCGUCUCUUACCCCUUCCUGUGACCUUUGAUCUGUCUCGGCAAUGGUCUCCCGUAGACAUUGAUAACAUCAUCGAGGCAGUUCAACGGUCCUGUUGCAAUGACAUCGACGAUUUUUUAACAUCUUCCCCCAAGGCUCUGCUGCUUCAUCACUGUGCUCCACAACCAAGAAAUUCCGGAUCCCUUAGUGAGAGGAUGCGACAGUCAACACUAUCAACUCUCCGAUCCUAUCUUGCCGUGCCGGUGCCUGCACACCGAAAAGCAUUGGUUCGUUUGCUAACGUCUUCUCAUAUGCUUGCAGUCGAGGUGCUUAGGUGGACUGAGUGUCGGUGCCCUCCUGUUCCUCGAGGCGAUCGUUCAUGCCGUUAUUGCCAUACAGAGGUUGAAGACGAAGCGCAUGUCUUGUUGUAUUGCGAGGAAUCAGAUCAGUUGCAGUCCUUGCGAUCCCAGUUCUUCCGCAAAGUUUUCCAGAUCGGCUCUCAUUCUUUCUCCGCCUCUUUGCGCACCGCUUCUGCCGGGUUUGAUAUCAUACGACUGCUUGUCAAUGCAGAGGACGCAGAUAUCCUUUGCUCCUUUGCGAAGUAUGUUUUUGAUAUUUUGCGUAUCUUUCAAUGUGUACCUGUAUACUACCUUCAUACGUGACCAAGAAACGGCGGAUAAUAUUAUUCUCUCCCAGCAGCAUUCACUCCAGAAACACUGAUCUUUUAAAGUGCCCUGCAAAGUGUCUCUACUCCGCGAGACGUACAACCUUGCGAUC